CACAUCAUUUGUCCUAUCAGCCUAUCCGUAGUGACGUUUAUUGUGAGCGUCAAACGGUGGUGAAAAUGGGCCAGAGUCAGAGCGGAGGACACGGACCAGGAGGUGGAAAGAAAGAUGAUAAGGACAAGAAGAAGAAAUAUGAGCCGCCCAUUCCAUCUAGAGUGGGCAAGAGGAAGAGGAAGUCCAAGGGCCCUGAUGCUGCCAGCAAACUGCCUCUAGUCACCCCACACACACAGUGCAGACUGAAGCUCCUGAAGCAGGAGAGAAUUAAAGAUUACCUGCUGAUGGAAGAGGAGUUCAUCCGAAACCAGGAGCAGAUGAAACCUCUAGAGGAGAAACAGGAGGAGGAGAGGUCAAAGGUCGAUGACCUCAGGGGGACCCCUAUGUCUGUGGGGACCCUGGAGGAGAUCAUCGAUGACAAUCAUGCCAUUGUCUCCACGUCUGUGGGCUCGGAGCAUUAUGUCAGCAUCCUCUCGUUUGUUGACAAAGAUCUGCUGGAGCCCGGCUGUUCCGUCUUACUCAAUCACAAGGUCCAUGCUGUCAUCGGGGUGCUGAUGGACGACACUGACCCUCUUGUGACAGUCAUGAAGGUGGAGAAGGCUCCGCAAGAGACAUACGCAGACAUCGGUGGACUGGACGCCCAGAUACAAGAAAUUAAGGAGUCUGUGGAGCUGCCGCUGACCCAUCCAGAGUAUUAUGAGGAAAUGGGGAUAAAGCCUCCCAAAGGGGUCAUUCUCUACGGCGCCCCUGGAACAGGUAAAACCCUCCUUGCCAAAGCGGUGGCCAAUCAGACGUCUGCAACGUUUUUGCGCGUUGUUGGUUCAGAGCUGAUUCAGAAGUAUCUCGGCGACGGCCCUAAAUUAGUGCGCGAGCUCUUCAGGGUGGCCGAGGAACACGCACCCUCCAUCGUCUUCAUCGAUGAGAUUGACGCCAUUGGAACUAAGAGAUACGACUCAAACUCAGGAGGUGAACGUGAAAUUCAGAGAACCAUGUUGGAACUGCUCAACCAGCUGGAUGGCUUUGAUUCGCGUGGAGAUGUGAAGGUCAUUAUGGCUACCAACAGAAUAGAAACCCUUGACCCUGCUCUUAUUAGACCGGGUCGUAUCGACCGUAAGAUUGAGUUCCCGUUACCAGAUGAGAAAACCAAAAGAAGGAUCUUCCAGAUUCACACCAGCAGAAUGACUGUGGCCACGGAUGUGAACCUGGACGACCUCAUCCUGGCUAAAGACGACCUUUCAGGAGCCGAUAUUAAGGCCAUCUGUACAGAAGCAGGGCUCAUGGCCCUCAGAGAACGCAGGAUGAAGGUCACCAACGAGGACUUCAAGAAGUCUAAAGAAAAUGUGUUGUAUAAGAAGCAGGAGGGCACCCCCGAAGGGCUCUAUCUCUAAUCUUCCUCCAGUUUUUAUUGAAUCUAUGUGAAUAUGUGAGUGUGACACAUUUGGCUAUAAUAUGCGCAUGUUUUUGACUGACGAUUUGUUAUUCGGUCAUGUGAUCAGAAAAUAAAUGCUAGAGCUGUAUGA
Molecule: messenger RNA, 1520 nt
Organism: Rhinichthys klamathensis goyatoka
Lineage: Eukaryota; Metazoa; Chordata; Actinopteri; Cypriniformes; Leuciscidae
Gene: psmc1b
Product: proteasome 26S subunit, ATPase 1b
Exons: 11
Coding region: 66-1388 (440 amino acids)
Biological process (GO): proteasome-mediated ubiquitin-dependent protein catabolic process
Cellular component (GO): proteasome regulatory particle, base subcomplex
Molecular function (GO): ATP hydrolysis activity; ATP binding; proteasome-activating activity
Source: RefSeq, a predicted model, not a curated record